Molecule: messenger RNA, 1649 nt
Organism: Spathaspora passalidarum NRRL Y-27907
Lineage: Eukaryota; Fungi; Ascomycota; Pichiomycetes; Serinales; Debaryomycetaceae
Gene: SEC2
Product: guanine nucleotide exchange factor
Exons: 1
Coding region: 182-1354 (390 amino acids)
Biological process (GO): exocytosis
Cellular component (GO): cell tip; Golgi to plasma membrane transport vesicle
Molecular function (GO): guanyl-nucleotide exchange factor activity
Source: RefSeq, a predicted model, not a curated record
UCAUUGGCAACAAUUACAAGCAGUUGUAUAUUCCCCGAUGAUCACUGCCAUACGGUUUGAUUUAAAUAAUUACAAUAAAGAUUUCAAGACGUUUGUGUAUGCCUUGAUAAAACCAGAUUUCCAAUUUGAUUUAGUUCACUUGAAAGCAUUACCAUUCUUUAAGAAAAUUUGGCAUGACGAAAUGGAAACAGCCAUACCCACAAUUCCUGCUUUACCUAGCACAUCUACAUUUUUGAACAGAUGGCAAAAGGGUAAGAAUUUCUGGAGUUCUGUAUGCGAAGGACGAGUAUCAAUUGAGCCAGUGAAGGGAACAAACGAAAGUUUUAAAUUAGCUUACAGGGGAAGUAUGUCUCAUGUAACCCCUGUAGCCAUCCGGGACUCUUGUUCAUUCUGUGGUGAAUCUCGGAAUGAUAAUUUGGAACAUGCUCGAAUGCAUUAUUUCAAGAUAUUGGAGCCAAUUGGCGAUGAUGUGAUUGCAUCAUAUCCAUUAUGUAAUUAUUGUUUGAUCAAGUUGCGUAAUGUGUGUGAUUUGUUUGCUAAAUUACGAGUUAUCAAGUCUAAUGUGUUUAAACUUAAACCAAACUCAGCAUUUGAUGAUAUAGCAACCACAACAAAUACAUUUGGGCAAUUUAAGCGAUCAACCAGCGGUUCAAUUCCAAAGAAUGGAGAUGAAUCUCCAGUUACAACUCUAUCCUCGACAGAAACAUUAAUGAAUAGUCAAGUUCAACAGAUUGAAUUGGAUAAAGUUGAAGAAUCGAAGUUGAUUAAGUUAUACAUGAUGGUACUAUUGGUACGGUUAAAGAUAUUUUGGAGUAAGAUUGGAUUUUGGGAUAAUGUUGACCGAAUUAGUGAGAUUAAUUUGGAUGAGAUUCAUUAUGAAACCUUUGAAUAUUUAAUUCCUAAACUGGAAUCAAGGGCAAGUACAGCUGACAAAAAUGAAGGAGAGCAGGAGGAAGAGCAGGGGGCCAAGGUCGCAUCUGAAACUGCUAAGGGGGAAACUGAAGAUGUGGAUGCUGGUGCUCAUGAUGAUUCUAGAUCUGAUGCCGAAGAAUUUAUUGAUACGCAAGAUAAAUUCGAACAAAGUACUGUGGACGAACACGCUGAGCAAGCACCGCCAGCAAAUAAUGAGAAUAGCCACGAACAAGAAACAAAGCCCGAAGAAGAACUGGAGCCAGUUGAAUCUAGCGAAAGCCAAGAUACACAAGAGACACAACAGGAAAGAGACGAAGGGGAGCCUGGGGCAACUGAAAUGUACCGUUCUAAUUCGAAGAAAUUUAGAGCCAAAAUGGACAGCGAUCUAGAUCACACGUUAGAGAUGUUGGCUGAAAAUAUUGAAGUAAACACUGUCGAGUAAGGGCUUUUACUAGAUAUGCGACAAUUAAUCGGGGUUAGAUCUUGUGUGUCACAUGAAGAGGGGGGGGUUUCGUGUCUAUUGCCGAGCGAUACGUUUGCCAGCAUAUGAGAAGUGGCAAUGGCGCAAAAUUUCUUUUCCAAUGUAGAUAGAAAAAGGAUACUUUUCUUCGUUUAGUUCUUUUUGCUCAUGUAAUUUAUAAAUAAGGUUUGGAUGCAUUCUUCGUAGGCAACCACAUACUUUUGAAAGGAAUUUACUACCGAGCACGCAUAUAAAAUAUAAAUACAUUGAUGGCGAU